Molecule: messenger RNA, 2643 nt
Organism: Colletotrichum spaethianum
Lineage: Eukaryota; Fungi; Ascomycota; Sordariomycetes; Glomerellales; Glomerellaceae
Product: peroxisomal catalase
Exons: 12
Coding region: 1-2643 (880 amino acids)
Biological process (GO): response to hydrogen peroxide; hydrogen peroxide catabolic process
Cellular component (GO): peroxisome; cytoplasm; mitochondrion
Molecular function (GO): heme binding; GTPase activity; catalase activity
Source: RefSeq, a predicted model, not a curated record
AUGGGCGCAAGCAUGUCAUGGCUCUCCGGCCUUCUGUGGUCCAAGAAGGAGAUUCGGAUAUUGAUCUUGGGACUGGAUAACGCUGGCAAGACGACACUUCUGUACAGAUUGAAGAUCGGCGAGGUUGUUACCACGAUCCCGACGAUAGGAUUCAACGUCGAGUCCGUCACAUACAAAAACCUCAAUUUCAACGUCUGGGAUCUAGGCGGUCAGACCAGCAUCCGCCCGUACUGGCGGUGUUACUACGCCAACACGGCGGCCGUCAUCUUCGUCGUUGACUCGACCGAUAUCGAGCGUCUACAGACCGCCGCCGAGGAGCUGGGCGCCAUGCUCAACGAGGAGGAGCUCAAGGACGCCUCGCUCCUCGUCUUCGCCAACAAGCAAGACCAGCCCGGCGCCAAGGGCGCGGGCGAGAUCUCGGAGGCGCUGCGCCUGGGCGAGCUGCGCGACCGGAACUGGAGCAUCAUGGCCUGUUCCGCCGUCGACGGCAGCGGUGUUACGGAGGGCAUGGACUGGCUUGUCGCCCGAGACGGCACUCCUCUUCAGCCCGUUACCGACAAGAUGGGUUCCGACGAGAAGCCUCCUUCCACCUACCGGUACAACGAGAAGCCGACUUACACCACCUCCAAUGGCGCCCCCGUCGAGAACCCCCAGGCGUGGCAGCGCAUCGGUCCCCAGGGCCCUCUGCUGCUCCAGGACUUCCACCUGAUCGACCUGCUGGCUCACUUUGACCGCGAGCGCAUUCCCGAGCGUGUCGUCCAUGCCAAGGGCGCCGGUGCUUACGGCGAGUUCGAGGUCACCCACGACAUCAGCGACAUUUCCUCCAUCGACAUGCUCAACCAGGUCGGCAAGAAGACCAAGGCGCUUGUCCGUUUCUCGACCGUCGGCGGCGAGAAGGGCUCUGCCGACUCUGCGCGCGACCCCAGAGGUUUCUCCGUCAAGUUCUACACCGACGAGGGCAACUGGGACUGGGUCUACAACAACACGCCCAUUUUCUUCCUUCGCGACCCGGUCAAGUUCCCGGUGUUUAUCCACACCCAGAAGCGCCACCCGCAAACCAACCUCAAGGAUGCCACAAUGGAAUGCAUCCACCAACUGAUGCAUUUGUUCUCUGACCGCGGUACCCCCUACUCCUACCGCCACAUGAACGGCUACUCGGGUCACACCCACAAGUGGACCAAGCCCGACGGCUCCUUCGUCUACGUCCAGAUUCACCUGAAGACGGACCAGGGCAACAAGACCUUCACCAACGCGGAGGCCGCCAAGAUGGCGUCCGAGAACCCCGACUGGCACACGCAGGACCUCUUUGAGGCCAUCGAGCGGGGCGAGCACCCCAGCUGGACCGUCUACGUCCAGACCCUGACCCCCGAGCAGGCCGAGAAGUUCAAGUGGAACAUCUUUGACCUGACCAAGGUCUGGCCUCAGAGCGAGGUGCCUCUGCGGCCCUUUGGCAAGCUCACCCUCAACAAGAACCCCGAGAACUACUUUGCCGAGAUCGAGCAGGCCGCCUUCGCCCCGUCCCACCUGGUCCCCGGCGUCGAGCCCACCGCCGACCCCGUCCUGCAGUCCCGCCUCUUCUCCUACCCCGACACUCACCGCCACCGUCUCGGCGUCAACUACCAGCAGAUCCCGGUCAACGCGCCCCUCAACGCCUUCAACCCCUUCCAGAGAGACGGCGCCAUGGCCGUCAACGGCAACUAUGGCGCGAACCCCAACUACGCCUCGACGUUCCGCCCCCUAAACUACAAGCCCGUCAAGGCCGUCAACACCCCGCACGAGAAGUGGGCCGGCGAGGUCGUCACCGACCUCUUCGGAGACGUCAAGCCCGAAGACUACGAGCAGGCCCUCGGUCUCUGGAAGGUCCUCGGCCGCCAGGAGGGCCAGCAGAAGAACUUUGUCUCCAACGUCUCGGGCGCCCUGGCCGGCGCCCACCCCGACGUCCGCGCGCGCACCUACGAGAUGUUCUCGAGGGUCACGCCCGAGCUCGGCGCCGCCAUCAAGAAGGAGACGGAGAAGAUUGCCGCGGCCUCUACCUCCUGGCCACCAGCAAAGAAGUACUCCGUCAUUCUUCUUGGCCUCGACAAUGCCGGCAAGACGACCUUCCACGAACAGGUCAAGUCCCUGUUCCUCCCCGGGAACCCAGACCCGAAGCUCAAGACGGUGCCGACGGUGGGGCAGAACGUCUCGACCAUCACCCUGCCGGACAUGUACCUCAAGAUCUGGGACGUGGGCGGCCAGCACUCGCUGCGCCGGCUGUGGCAGAGCUACUACGCCUCGGCGCACGCCAUCGUCUUCAUCAUCGACUCGACCGACAUUGGCAACGGGAAUCUCGAGAACGACAGCUCGGGGCGCCUCGACGAGUGCCGCCUCGUGCUCGAAGACGUGCUGCAGCACUCCGAGACCGAGGGCGUGCCUGUGCUGGUGCUGGCCAACAAACAGGACCGCGAGGACUGCGUUGAGGUUGUGAGGAUCAAGGAGGGCCUCGUGAAGAAGGUGUUUGAGGGCGAGAAGGCGAGCAGCAUCCGCGACUCGAGGGUGUUGCCCGUCAGCGCGCUGACGGGGACGGGCGUCAAGGAGGCGGUGGAGUGGGUGCGAUCCAGAGUCAAGUGGAACAAGGAGUCGCGGCCGCCGGUGAUGCGGUAG